AAGUUUUCCACCAGAGAUCACUAUAGUAUUAUUUCUAAAUAAUCACUGUCACCUAAUUCUCAUAUUUUCUCAUAAUUCUCACACUUUAAUUUACUUUUUUGCCUUAUUUUACUUUUCCAUUUGUCAACUUUACUUGAAUACACUGUAGUAAAUUCCACAAAAGAAGUGUAGAAAUCACGCCCCCUCAGAGCACUGUAGUCUGAUCUGAGUUCACAUUAUUCAUUGACUCAUUUUGUAACCUUUAAAGACUUGUCUACAUGAUAAAUUAUGCUACUUUAGUAUAUAGUAUUGAAUGAUACAGUAAAAAAAAUGGUCUGAGAAAAAAAAAAAAUUGGUAAUUUUUGAUUGCAAAAUGGUCUUAAAGUACAGAGUAUUUCACAAGAACAAAAUAAAGAGCUUCUUCGUCACUGUCAAACUACUGUAUAGGAAUCAUAGGUUGCAGGUUUGUAGGCAAAUAUUCACUCCCUCUAGUGUUUUUGCUGUUAUUAACCCUCCUUUUUAUACUGCCUGAAACACUGGUUAUACUACUGGUUAUACUAUUUAUUUUUUCUUGAAUUUGUGUGACCUUUCCUCAUUUUGGGCCAUGAAUGUGCAUGCAAAGUUUCAAUACACAGAUGUUUUGGGAUGGCUGUAGAAAUUAGGUGACUAUGACAGUGUUAGGGUCAAAAAUAAACCCAUUCAAAAACAGUAAAGAGAGAGGGAAAACAGAAUGAAAUACAUAAGAACUUAUGAAAUGUAAGACUCAAAGUUUACUCAAAACUGAAUUCUGAAUCAUCCGAUGAGAAUUUGCUUUAUCUUUAUCUAUUUGUGUUUCACAAAAAGCCUAGUCCCAAAAUUGCACUAAAAUGCACGUUUUAGCUGUUUUAACUGAAAGCAACUUGCAAUUACAUAUCUUAAAAUGUCACUGCCAUUGCUUCAUAUCAAGAUGCACACCAGAAAAGUUUUUUUUUUUUUUUUAAGGCACAUUUAUAAAAGCUAAUGCACUUGAACUAAGUCCUAGUCUUGUCUUAAUCUAAGCCCCAUCUAUGAAACCAAGCCAUAAUGUUAAAUAAUGUUAAGUACUGUUUAUACUUAGUUGUAGUUAUUUGCACCUCAGUGAACAAUGUAGAAUAUGGUUUGAAAGCAGUGUUUUGGGCCUUUGUUUGCCUCUAUCUCUGCAGUAUCACAGUUUCACUUUUAAUACACAAAACGUUCCAGAAAAAAACAUUCCAGUUCCCUGAAACCAGUUCUCUCACCCUAUAAAACCAGUAUUUUUAUUUCCUUGAGCAUGUCUAAUGAAUGCGGAAAUUAUUUCAACCCUUUAGCUGAAAGAAACUGCAGUGUAAGUCAUUGUUGAGCUGCUGUUUGAUCUGAGUUCAUAUGCAGUGAAAUGGCAGAAGCUAAUAUUUCAGUGGGACACGAUGAGUUCAUGUGUCCAGUGUGUCUGGAUCUACUGAAGAAUCCAGUGACCAUUCCUUGUGGACACAGUUACUGUAUGAGCUGUAUUACCGGCUGCUGGAAUCAGGGUGAUCAGAGGGGAGUUUAUAGCUGCCCUCAGUGCAGACAGACCUUCACUCCAAGACCUGCCUUAUGUAAGAAUGUGGUGUUUGCUGAAAUGGUGGAGAAACUGAAGAAGACUAAACUCCAAGCUGCUGUUCCUGCUGGAUCUGGAAAUGUGGAGUGUGACAUCUGCACUGGGAGAAAACUCAAAGCCGUCAAGUCCUGUCUGGUGUGUCUGGAAUCUUACUGUCAGACUCAUUUUGAACGUCAUGAAGAAUUUCGCUCGGGAAAUCCACACAAAGUGAUCGAUGCCACUGGACGACUCCAGCAGAUGAUCUGUCCUCAACACGGUAAACAACUAGAAAUCUACUGCCGCACUGAAAGGCGCUGUAUUUGCUACUUGUGUUCAAUGGAUGAGCAUAAAUUCCACGACACUGUAACAGCUACAGAAGAGAGGACAGAGAAACAGAAACAUCUAGAACAAACACUAAGAAACUUCCAGCAGAGAAUCUGGCAGAGAGAGAUGGAUCUUCAGGAGCUGAGAGACGUUGUGAAGACUCAUAAGCGCUCUGCACAGAAAGCAGUGGAGGACAGUGAGAGGAUCUUUACUGAACUGAUCCGCUCCAUUGAGAGAAGCCGCUCUGAGGUGACACAGCUGAUCAGAGAUCAGGAACAUGCUGCUGUGAGUCGAGUUGAAGGACUCUUGAAACAACUGGAGCAGGAGAUUGAAGACCUGAGGAGGAGAAACACUGAGCUGGAGCAGCUUUCACACACAGAAGAUCACAUUCAUUUCCUCCAGAGUGUCGAGUCUUGCUCUGUUCCUCCCCAAACCACUGUUGUGCCCAGAAUCACUGCCAGUUCUCACCUCUUAUAUGAUGAUGUGGGAAAAUCUGUCCUUCUGCUAAAAAAGAAACUUGAGGAUUUCUGCAAAGAAGAGAUAAAAAAGAUAUCUGAUAAAGUGACACACAUUGAGAUCGUUUCCACUUCUGAGGAGAGCAUACAAUCGCCACAGUCAUGCUCCUGGGCCACGAUGCCAGGGUCACCACCCAGUCCAUACCCAAUGCUAGGAUCACCAACCAGUCCCUUCGCAAUAUCAGAGUCACGGCCGAGACGCUUUACAAUGCCAGAGUCACAGCCGAACCCCUUUACAGUGCCAGAGCCACAGCCGAGACGCUUUACAGUGACAGAGUCACAGCCAAACCCCCUUACAGUGCCAAAGCCACAGCUGAGACGCUUUGCAGUGCCAGAGUCGCAGCCGAGACCCUUAAUGCCAGAGUCACAGCCGAGAUCCUUGUCAAAGACAAGGUAUUGGAACUUCACUGACUCAUGAGUCACAGGCCAGACUCUCCUCAGCACCAAAGUAAUGGCCCAAAUCAUCGCUGAGUUUUGCUCACCAAGACAAAGGACAUUUCUUAUGUUGCUCAAUUUUGAUUUUUAACAUAUGAUUUUUGUUUGAAUAAAUACAAAGAAAGUUUACUGGAUAAUAUUUCCUACAGAUAUUCUUCUUAUAACCCUAUUAUUCUUUAGAAUUCUGCAAUCUCUCCAUGCACCAUUAAUAUGUAUGUGUGAAUGUAUUAUGAUACUAUCUUUAUAACUUUAUAAAUGUUAGAGGAAAUGUAUUUACCAUUUCUUGAUUCUUUGUCAUUUUUAAAAUAUUAAUUAAAUGAUAUGUUUUUAUCUGUAAUUAUAAAGAUUUGGUAGUGGGGCAGUAUAUUACAACAACAUUUUAAUUAAUUUGAGCAAAUAAUUGUUUUUGUUUUUUUCUGUGUGAAUUUUUGGUCAAUCCAGUUCUUUCUAUUUGGAAAAAUGAUUCGGCUUGUUAUUGAGGGUUACUGAAACACACACACACACAAAAAUAGUAUUUUUUAUUUUAUUAUAACAUAAGAUAAUAAAAACUUUAUAAUUCCA
This is a messenger RNA of Megalobrama amblycephala (Wuchang bream), 3387 nucleotides long. Its product is annotated as E3 ubiquitin/ISG15 ligase TRIM25-like. The transcript is spliced from 6 exons. NCBI's taxonomy places the organism in Eukaryota, Metazoa, Chordata, Actinopteri, Cypriniformes, Xenocyprididae. Gene Ontology annotation, molecular function: zinc ion binding. The record is from RefSeq and is a predicted model, not a curated record. The coding region runs from base 1370 to 2809 and encodes 479 amino acids.